UUUUUUCAUUAGAAAGGUCACACAUUAUGAUAAACUAGACUUCAAGGUGAACUCAUUAAGUGUGUAUACCUUUACGGAAAAAUAUAAACUCGAACGAUGAAAUUCUGUUUAGUAGGUGACUGUCUACUUAAGCGAUAAGUUGGUUGCGGUAUUAAAACGGGUUUGUCACCCGUUCCAGUGUACAAAAUGUUAUUGAGAGGCAUAAGAGGACAUUCAAAAUGGAAGCAAAUGUGGGAAGAAAUCAAAAUUCCUGUCCCUUGGGGCCAUAUCGCGGGAAAAUGGUGGGGACCUCAAGAUAAGAGACCAAUUUUGGUUCUCCACGGGUGGCAGGACAACUGCGGAAGCUUCGAUAGACUGAUCCCGCUCCUUAAACCCGAGUUGGGUUACCUGGCGAUCGACUUUCCCGGCCACGGGUUGUCAUCAAAACUCCCGCUCGGGGUCUCCUACUACUGGUCGGACUAUAUCGUGUUUUUGCGCCGAGUUGUGCAAUACUUCAACUGGCCGAAAGUAUCACUGUUGGCACACUCCAUCAGCGGCUCCAUCGCCUACAAUUACGCCACCUUAUAUCCCAAAACUGUUGACUUCUUAAUCGCAAUCGAGGGCCUAAGACCGCUCACCGAUGACCUGAAGAUUACAGAAUUGGGAGUCAACAUGGAUCGGUUCAUCAAGUACGAUCACCUAUUAAGCUUGGAUCAGGAAGGACCGAGUUACCUCUACAACGAAUUAGAAAAGCGGCUCCACGCAGACUCCGACAAUUCCAUCUCCUUGGAAACCUGCAAGUACGUCUUGGAACGGACGAUCGCGAAAUCCAAAACUAAACCCAACGAAUUCUACUUCACGCGCGACUUACGAUUAAAACUCCUACCAUUUCUCGAAUACAAAACAGGGGACGUAAUGAAGAUGACCGACAAGUUCACCUUCCCCACGCUCCUUUGCCUGGGAACCGUCGUAACCGAGAAAUUCGCACUUCUAACCCAAACUCCCGAAUUUUUCGACGUGCUCAAGAAGAUUAAUCCGAAAUUCGAAAUUCACACGAUCGAAGGCACCCAUCACGUUCAUCUAAAUAAUCCCGAGCCAGUGGCGGGAUUGAUUAAUCCGUUCAUUGAAAGGUACGAUGUGGAAGAUCGGUCGAUAUGAGAUCGUAUGCGCGAUCAAUAUAUUUACCUACUGGAACUGGCUAUUUAGAUUUAUGUUAAUUUUAUAGUUCAAAUUAAUAUUCAUCGAAUAAAACUAAUGUCGUUA
Molecule: messenger RNA, 1242 nt
Organism: Photinus pyralis (common eastern firefly)
Lineage: Eukaryota; Metazoa; Arthropoda; Insecta; Coleoptera; Lampyridae
Product: serine hydrolase-like protein
Exons: 2
Coding region: 187-1137 (316 amino acids)
Source: RefSeq, a predicted model, not a curated record